UAGUAAACCAAGGUCUGGAUUCUGGACCCAUCUUAUGAACUCUCACCAGGAUACAAAAACGCCUCUGAAUAUCAAGUGAAAGCCAUACAGUACAAAUAUCAAUCAGAAUGAAUUGGGACCGCACUAGAAGAUUUGAUGAACGGCGCGGAGGAGAAAGCUAUCGCCCGAGCGAUAGACCGCGUCCACCAUCUCGAGACUAUGUCCGACGUACCAGGUCACCACACCAGACUCGUUCCCCUCGUCUAGUGGCCGAUACAUGGGUGCCAACGCCUAGUCACCCGCGAAGUCGAAUUCGAAGUCGGUCACCGCCAGCGUCACAACGUCGGUCCCGGAGCCCGUCCUUGCGUUAUAGGGAUAACUACACUAGCUAUUACUCGAGGAGGCAAUCUGCUUCGAGGAGAUUCUCCCCGAGACGUGAUGAGAGACGAAGGUCCCCGCAGACUACUUGGCGCUCAAGAUCUCCGCACGUGGAAGCUGCCCUCCGGUCAGCUUCUCGGAGUCGUUCUCCAGGGCGACUGGCUGAAGCAUCACCAAGUCGAGGCUUCGGGCCGUCCAGACGAGGGUCUUUUGCUCCGUCCGCGGACAGCAGGUAUGCAAAAAUGUUAUCGCCCUCGCGAAGUGGGUUGGGACAAGACAGCUGGCCGCGGUUGCAGACUUUCCCUCGUUCACGGAGUCCUUCCCAGGGAGGACGCCGAGAUCACCGGAUCGAGUACACUCGAAGGAGGUCACCCUUAUCCCCUUCAAGGUGUGCGUCGUCUGUAUAUUCUUCAGUACCAUACUCUGAUGCCGGUUCCAGGCGCUCGUCACCGCCCAUUCAGUCUGAGAGUAUCAACGUUGCCAGAAGUUGUGCGGGUCCGCGAUCCCCUCGAAAGUGCGACAGGUUCACUGGUUCCAUUUCUUUCCAGGAGCGGAUUCCGGCGGUAGAUAUUCGGAAAAUUAAUCCAGAUGAACUGAGUCAUAGGCCUUCGACGGAGAAGCAGGCAGUAAAAAUCACUGGAAAGGAGCUGGUACCGGAAAGAGAUGAUUCCAUACAUUCCGUCAGGCCUACGGAGCCUGGUGUCAUUCCAUUGAAUGUUGUGCAGCCGACAGUCGAUACCUUUACCCAAGCAAAGGGUCACAAUGGGUUGUCAGAUCAAGCACCACCAUCUGGCCCUUCCCAUGGUGUAAAGUCGUUUCCUUCUCAAAAUCGUGGAAACAUCUCAUUGCUCUCAGCCCCAACUCGUCCGCGUGGUGGACAGAGAUUGAGGGACAGCUCGUGGUCAGGCACCCUGGCAGCCCGUCGUGUAUCUAUGCCAGCAACCUCCCUUGGUCCCGCCACGGUCACUCGGGGUAGUAUUACACCAUCGACGCCUGGGAACGAGACUCAUCGUCCGCACAGGCAACAUGGUGUCACAUCCGCCGUUUGUCCCCGCGGCCAGAGAUUUACAGAUUACCUUGCAUGUCUUCCGCAAAUUAUACCCGGGGGCAAGGUAUUAUCCCUGGGUCUGGAUCCCGCUAUUGGGAGACGUAUUUCUCAGCUGGAGAUUGAUAAGGAAAAAAUCAUGGAACAGUUCGCGGAAAGGCACAGAUUCAGGCGAGCUUGUGUCAAGGACUGGGGCCAGGUGGACAGGGAAAGUUCUAUCGGCAGCCUGAAGAGUGAACUGGCUGAGGGCCAUCUGCAUCAAAUAGCUGAGGGUGAUGAUAUAUGUAGGGGCACAGUAUUCUAAUUCUGGUGGCAGACUGUUUACUUGGUCAUACUGGGUGAUCCACAAGCGAGCGUUCCACCUCCGUAUCCCAUGUAAAAUAGUACUUUUCAAGACCUUGACAUCUUAACAAUAAUGCAUCUAAUGAUCAUAAGAUUUCAGAUGCAGUAUAACUUAGUACUGUAACUAAUAUAUUAAGAAGAUAUAUCUCUUUAAUAGAUAUUCCUCUAGGUGAGAUAAAU
Molecule: messenger RNA, 1924 nt
Organism: Monascus purpureus
Lineage: Eukaryota; Fungi; Ascomycota; Eurotiomycetes; Eurotiales; Aspergillaceae
Source: the annotation of a GenBank genome assembly